Messenger RNA from Neolamprologus brichardi, 3663 nucleotides. RefSeq names its product podocalyxin-like 2 (gene podxl2). Gene Ontology annotation, biological process: leukocyte tethering or rolling. The record is from RefSeq and is a predicted model, not a curated record. Lineage: Eukaryota; Metazoa; Chordata; Actinopteri; Cichliformes; Cichlidae.
ACAGCAGUUAAACAGACAGACGGAUAAUCUCAGCGUCGUUGGUGCAGCGGAUCAGAUAGACUGACCGCAGCGCGCACAUACAGACACACACAGAAUCUGCCUGUCUGUCGUUCUGUCUGCACGGAUCCGCAGACGGUCAGCUGGUGAGCCGCACACAGACAGGACACGAGGCGGCCAUGAACGCAGCGUGUUUCUGACAGCCUCCAUCCGCAUCCAGAGCGCAGCCGCUGCUUGUAUCAGAGCGAUCUGUGCUUUCAAAACGGAGGAGGGGAGCACUGCAGCAGACAUGCCGGGCCUGCUCCACAUCACUCUGACCGCUCUUCUGGCCAGCUGUGAUGCCUUCAGGCUGGGUUCUUCCCACCGUGUAAUUCCCCUCAAUGCUCCGGCGGCUCAUCUCUUCAGGGAUGAAAGUCCAGCCAAGUCAAGUUUCAUCCUGGAGUUAGUGAGAACCAAACGUCAUUUGGUCCAGGAGUUAGUGCGAGCCCAGCCUCAUUUGGUUCAUGACAUGGGUUGGCCAGAGAUACAUGAAACGUCACGCUCACAGACCAAGAUGGAGUCAGCUAACUCAUCUCAGUUGAGCGCACCACCAUCUGCGAGUCAGGUGGCAAGAGCUCAUGCAGCUGUGGAUGACAACCUGGAUGUGGAAGAUGAGAUGGAGCGUAUGGUUCAUCUGGCAGUUCCACAAGAUGCAGAAAGCUACACGGUAAAUCCAGACUUCACUGACCCAGAGGCGGAGCCUCUCAGCGGGCCAGGAGCUGGCGAUUCUUCCCAGGAAGCUUCUGGGUUCUAUGGAACAGAUAUGGAGGACAGAGACAGAGGAGAAGAGGGCCCAGAGGACCGAGAGAGAAGAGGAGGAGAAGACGAGUGGGAGAAAGAGGCAGGGGAGGAAAACGAGAGCAAGGGGAAAAAGGAAGACGAGAAGGGAAGAGCGAGAGACGAUCAACAUGUUUUGGAUGCCUUUGAGGUCAACCACACAACACCAGAUCUCGAUGCUCUGAUUGGCUACAGUCCAUCUUUCAACCCCUCCUCCUCCGAGCAGUCCAGCAUCUCCAUCCCAGCCGAGGGACCUGAUUCUGGGCCAGAGGAGCAUCGCGCAUCCCCCGUUCUAAAGGUGGGUCCUUUAGAUAAAGAGCUGUGGGAAGCAGAGCAGGAAGAAGAUGUCCUUUCUAGCGGAUAUGGAGGCCUUCGCUCCUCCAUCACUACCACUACUAGCACAUCAAGUGCUGCUGCAGAUGCUGUAGGAACAGCCUCCCCAGAGACCGACACUGGCACAGACUUUGGGCUGCUGGGAAGUUAUACAAAAGGUGAGACAGAGGAUGAAGAGGCUGAGAGAGAGGAAGAGGAAGAGGAGGAGAUAGGCCUUGUACACAUAGGUGUAUUUACCCACAAUCCCACUGUACCUGAGGUUGGCUUGGCUCCCAGCAGAGAGCCUCUGCAGCCUAGUGUGGAGAAAGAAUUUAGACCAAAAGACAGAAGUGACGAGGGGAAGGAGGAAAGAUGGAAAAAGAUGGAGCGUGAAGAAACAAGAAUCAGACACAUCAUCCCACUCACUACUGAUUCUUCCCCCACUAUUGGGUUCACCGACCCAUCCUGGAAUUGGCUGGAAAAGACCACGCCUCUGGAGUCUCACAGGUCAGAGGUCAGGGGUGGUGGGGUCGCAGAGGUCCUACUACCAGACAGCGAUCUCAAAGGAGUAGAGGUGACACACCAGGUAGUUUGUGUUGACUGGAGUGAGCUGACUGGACGAGGCUAUGUCGUCCUCAACAUGACACAAAACAUCAACUGCGAGGAUUUCCGUUUAGACCAGGGUGUGCGGUUGUUGACGACUAUAGAGCGAGUGUUUGCUCGGAGAAUGAGUAGCCCUGAGGGAACAUGGGUAAUCUACCUCAGCAAGCCUACACACCAGCAACACCAGCUGCUGAUGAACGUGGCAUCUGUGCAUGGAGUGAUCCCGACCAAAGACAUGCUGGGCAUGCUGGCAGAGAUCAAGACAUGUCUGACUGAGGUGGGCGUCCAGAACUACAGUGCUGCCAGCAACUGCCCGUCUCGGCCCAGUCACACACGCAGUGACUACGGCAAGCUGUUUGUGGUUCUGGUUAUCAUCGGCUCCAUCUGCAUGGUAAUCAUCACAUCUGGAUUCAUAUACAUCUGCUGGCAGAGACGGCUCCCUGCAACGAAAACUGCGUUUCGUGCUGAGGAGCUUCACUUUGUGGUGAACGGUUGCCAUGAUAACCCAACACUGGAUGUGACUAAUGAUGGCCAACCUGAGAUGCAGGAAAAGAAGCCAAGUACCAAUGGGCUUGCAGGAGGAGGAGGAGGAGGAGGAGACAGAGGUGGGGAGGACAGCAGUCGUUGGCAGGUAUUUGUCAAUCAAGCAGCCACAGAGGAGGAGGAAGAAGAGCAGGACACACAUCUCUGAUUGAUGAAGACGAUUCUUUUAUAUACAGCUGAUGAGAGGAAGCCCCGAGGAAGGAAGAAGAUAAUGAAAGAGGAUGGGGAGAUGGUGGCAGAAGAAAAAUAAUACAAAUGUUUUUGAUGGAGAGAACAAAGAAAGAAAGGAGAAAUAAGGGAGAGAAAAAGAAGACGCUGAUGGGAAUAAAGUGUUGCCCAGUCAGCUGAGCUAAGACUGAGGCUAGGAGGAAGUAGAGGAGGAGUCACUGACGUCAUGUUUGAGAUUAGACACUGAAUUCACGUAGAGUCAUGAGUCUCUCUGAGAUCUUCAGCUUUUAAAACAAUCAACAGAGUGUGAUUGACAAAGCUGAAAUUUCAUUAAAAGAUUAAACUCCUGUUGGAUAGGUUAAUAAUGCCAUCACGCCAUAGAAAUGCCUGUGUUUAGUGUGCCUUACGCUGCUACCUUUUUGUACAGUGGCUGCAUGGGACAGAUUAAAAGCAAACUCUGCACAAAUCAUAACUUAAAGCAUCAUUUUACAACCCUAAUGUUUGAAUGUCGACGCUGUGGCACCGUUUUGUGUCACAAAUCAUUAGACAGAGUGGCCCACUGUUUCCCUAACUGUGAAAGUAAUCGAAAUAUUAAAGAAGAGGUGGUUUACUAUGAAUUGUGGUAAAACGGAAUAUAUUUAGGUAAGUUACAGGUCAGUAUUUUAUAUAUAAGAUGUAAUGAGUUUAUAAAUAUGAUAUAUUAGUUCAGGGUAAAGUAACCAACAGUGUAUGAAGUUGUCAAAAUUACCACCAGUAGAAAAAUGCCACUCCUCAUAUACUUUUUCCCCUUAUUGUUUGUCAUAUCUGUAGAGACUGUCCAUAUUAAACAGAGCCGAAGUUUGAAAUAAUGAGCUCAUAGUCUGAAGCUCAGGCUUUGACGGGCUUGAAACGCAAGUUUAACAAAAGGAUUUUUUCCACUCUCUUGCCUUGCUGAUGUCAGCACUGCACCGAUGUCCUGGCACAACCAGAGCCACAGCCCGACCUCCUGUAGGAGGCGGGGCUUUGAAGUCUUUUUGCAGAAACCAGCUGAUGACCAACCAAUCAGAAAAAUGAAAGCAAUUAAAACAGGUUCACACAGAAUUUUUCAUAAUGAUAAUAUGUUUCAUAAUCUUCUAAGAGAUAUUGUGAAUUAAUUUAGGACUAGGGCUGAUCGAUAUAACGAUAUAUAUUGGAUGACGAUAUAAAAACGUCUAUCGUUCCAUUUUACACUAUCGUUUGUUUCGU